Molecule: messenger RNA, 2962 nt
Organism: Hemiscyllium ocellatum (epaulette shark)
Lineage: Eukaryota; Metazoa; Chordata; Chondrichthyes; Orectolobiformes; Hemiscylliidae
Gene: stx12
Product: syntaxin 12
Exons: 10
Coding region: 203-1024 (273 amino acids)
Biological process (GO): intracellular protein transport; vesicle fusion; vesicle-mediated transport
Cellular component (GO): synaptic vesicle; SNARE complex; postsynaptic recycling endosome
Molecular function (GO): SNAP receptor activity; SNARE binding
Source: RefSeq, a predicted model, not a curated record
UCACGUGACAUUUUUGGUAGAGUGGGGCUGUUCGAGGGCGUUAGCGGCGGCGCUCGACUGGGCAAGGUCUAGGUCUGGGCUGCGGUAGGAAACCCCUGGAUAAAGCGAGUGAGCUUUUGGGCGGAAUUUAGAGGAAGUGCUGACAUUUCUGACCUCCCUGUUGCUCACUGUGGGUUAGAGCUGACUUAACUUUUAUGCAGCAAUGUCUUAUGGACGAAUUGAGGACAGUCGCUUCAACUACCACUCUCAACCUCAGGACUUCAAUGCUCUCAUUCAAACAUGCAGUGCCAACAUCCAGAAGAUCUCACGGAAUACUGCACAGAUAACUACAAUAGUGCAACAACUAGGGACACAACAAGAUACAAGUGAACUUCAAGACAGACUACAACAGCUGCAACACAGUACAAACCAACUUGCCAAGGAAACCAAUAAACACCUGAAGGAACUUGGAUCAUUGCCUUUAGCAUACAAUGAACAGCGUCAGCAGCGAAUGCAGAAGGAGCGACUCAUGAAUGAAUUUUCUGUAGCUCUGAACAACUUCCAAGCAGCACAGCGGAAAGCUGCAGAAAAGGAGAAAGAGUCUGUAGCAAGAGCGAGAGCAGCAUCACGCCUCUCAAGUGGUUUCAGUGAUGAUGAGGCCAAAGAGGAACCACUUGUAUCAUUUGAAAGUAAUGAAGACUGGAAUCAGACACAAGCUCAAUCUCAAGAGGUUGCAAUAACUGAAGAAGACCUGGAACUCAUCAAGGAACGAGAGACAGCAAUCCGACAGCUUGAGGCUAACAUCUUGGAUGUCAACCAGAUUUUUAAAGACUUGGCAAUGAUGAUCCAUGAUCAAGGAGAUAUGAUUGAUAGCAUCGAAGCUAAUGUGGAGAGUGCAGAAGUACAUGUUGAACAAGGAACCCACCAGUUGCAGAGGGCAGCUUAUUACCAGAAAAAGUCCCGCAAGAAGUUGUGUAUUCUGAUUAUAGUUCUUGCAGUGGUUGGUGUCGUGUUGGGCCUUGUUAUUUGGUUGGCAUCCAGAUAGAGCGUCUAUAGAAAAUCCUGCACAUCUCCUCUCAAUGGGGAAAAAUGGGAUCUGUACACCAACAGAAGUCAAUGGACAGUUAUAUUUUUUCUGCCAGUUCAGAGGGUGUGUAACUUGUAUGUUGUGAAUUUCAUGAAACGAGACCCAACACCUAGAAAGUGAUUGCAUUAUUUAUUUUGUGCACAAUAAUGUAAUAUUUACCCUUUGUUUCCUUAUGUUUGUUCGCAGGAGUUAAAAGAAAAUGAUACUUGCUUAACAGAAAUAAGUCUAUAAAGUUAUGUCAUCAAAUGUAUUUUGUAAUGAUGUGCACAUGGCUUGGAUUUUCAAUGUCACUCACUGCAUUUUACACUUUAUCAAUUUGCAAAUCAAAAAACUAGUAUCACUGCUCUCCUCUGCAUCUGGCUAAAGACGACUAUGGUAUAAUUUAUUUAUUCAACAUAUUUUGCCUUGUAUUUAAACAAAAGUAGACACUGCAUAAGAUGAGUUAAUGGCAAUGGAAGGUGAUCUUUUUGGCAUCUAUCAUAAUCAGACUCUGUUAUGGUAGAUUUUGCAGUGAUCUAAUGUUUGUUGGCAAUUCUAACAUCACUGCUUCCUGUACAGUGAUUUAAAAGCAGAAACUGGAACCCCUACUGUCACGAAACUGUUCCUGUCAAAUAGAUUUGAAUUGAUUACCAGUUUUUUUUUAAUUCUUAGUUUCUCUAGCAUAAUCAGAUGUACAUUGCAAACCAUCACAUGGAUAUCAGUCUUCCAGUUUUUCAAAAUACUUUGUUUCAAGCAUUUUACAUUUUAGUUUUCCAAUGGUAGAAUUCACGAUCAAACCAAAGGGCUCAUAAUGAAGAAAAUUGAAUGAGGUGAAACUAGUUGCUCUAAGGAUAAUAGAACACCCAGGACUGUCUUGUCGCUUGUUUAUAAAACAUUAGUAUUUUAAUAAUUCUUUCAGUGUUAUUGCUUAAUUUCAAUUCAUGCAACAGAAAUUGAGGGAGUGAGAAAUCCAUUCCAACACCCUUAAACUUCCUUUCACUUGUCUACAAAGCUAUGUAUCUGUCGUCUUGAUACCAGCACAUAGUCUGUAGUUGUUUUAAGAACACAUUUAAAUGGUGUUCUUGAUUGAACCUGCUAAUUUCUGUCCAUGAAGUAGCUUAGUUGGAACCACGGAGCAUAAACUGUCAUCUCUAUCAGAGCUUUGAUUAGGAUGGCGUAUGCUCGUAGGGCAAGCUGGAGUUAUUUAAUGUAGGUGGCUUUGUUACUUGGGAUAUAUAUUGGCUUGUGAACAUUGGUCUAAUAGAAUAAAGUGUCAAAAUGAUGAUUUCUGGAUUUGAAGUCCUUUUGCACUCUGCUGAGAUUUUACUUAUCCACUUGCAAUCACAAAUACAUGUAUAUACAUUAUGUUUCAACCUUGAGGGACCAUGCAAGUCAGUUAACCAGAUCACUCAAACUCUCUAAAAAUCAAUAGAGCCAAUCUCUGGAAAUGAAGUAGAAGUUGUCAGAUAAUUUUCAUCUUCAGGACAAGAGGGGAGCAAGAAUAAAUCUCUCCAGAAUAAGAGAACUUGGAGAAACAAACAAAAAUUGGUGUCCUUUUAGAGCUGCUUUUGCCUUGCCUAAUCAAUCAUGAACAUUUCCCAAUGUGAAAAUAGCACCUCCAGGUAUAACGAAAUAACAUUUUUGGGAGCUUUUCUGAAUGAAGUUUAAAAUUGGAGAUAAAUCCUUGAUCCUCUUUGCACCCACCUGUUUUGCAGAAUGCAAACAAAUGGCCAACAUUUCCAUCUGCUUUCCAUGUUUUUGUGGCCAUGUUUAGUAGAAACUUGAAACUUAAAUGUCAACUCUAAGCCAUUCCAUUCUCUCUACUUUUAUCUUAUAUCAGAUAUAUAUCACAUAGCAGUUUAAAAAACAAUGUUGGCAUUCUGUUAUAAAGAAAUGUCCUCCACCUUGAUUGUGUGA